This is a messenger RNA of Astyanax mexicanus (Mexican tetra), 3435 nucleotides long. RefSeq names its product endothelin-2. The record is from RefSeq and is a predicted model, not a curated record. Gene Ontology annotation, biological process: intracellular calcium ion homeostasis; vein smooth muscle contraction; regulation of vasoconstriction. Gene Ontology annotation, cellular component: extracellular region. The coding region runs from base 303 to 881 and encodes 192 amino acids. The transcript has 5 exons. NCBI's taxonomy places the organism in Eukaryota, Metazoa, Chordata, Actinopteri, Characiformes, Acestrorhamphidae. Gene Ontology annotation, molecular function: endothelin B receptor binding; hormone activity.
UGUCCCUGUCCCUCCUCACCCGUGGGCUGGUGACCUCCACAUGCAGGGGGGCAGCAGAGAUUCCUGGAAUGUUAGAGACAACUAGACAAGCUGAAGUUGUGUAACAACAAGCAGUGUAGGCUGACCUAGAAGGAUGGGUGGAGCCAGCUCUGUGAUAUCCAACUAUAAGUGUGCUCUAACAGGACCUCUCAGCACUGAGGCAAGCACCUGUGGCUGAGUGUGGACUGCUGGGAUUGCUUUGAACACCUUGAAGCUUCUUGACUUUAAAGAAGAGAGAAAUCUGAUAGACAAAACAAAGAACAAUGGCUCUUUACAGUAUCAUCUUCUUCUCUGUUAGCUGCUCUACAGUUCUGCAUGAAGGGUUAGGCCUGCCUGUGAUGGGACAGUCAGAUGCCAGUAACCUGGAGCCGUCACACCGAGUGCGGACCAAACGAUGCUCCUGCAACAACCAGCUGGACUCAGAGUGCCACUACUUCUGCCAUCUGGACAUCAUCUGGGUGAAUACUCCAAGUAAGACAACUGUAUAUGGGCUGGGCAGCCCAAUCGCUCGACGGCGAAGAUCCACAGACCGCUGCCUGUGUGCCAACCCUGCUGACCAAACCUGCAACAGCUUUUGUGCUCACAGCUCAGAGGAUGCUUCUCCCUUACUGAAGAUUGAACCUGAUUCAGCGCAGGACAAUUCAUCACAUCUCAAACCAGACCUCCAGGCUGCCUUGGAAGAUAUUGAUCCAGUGGUGGUAAUUGAAGGGACUGAGGAUGGCCCUUGUGCAGAUGUUCUGACAUUCCUCAGGAGCCUAAUGAGAGCUAAAUUCAGAGCCAUGAAGAGGGAUGCGCGUCCUGGGAAAAGGGGUGCCAGGGUCCAUAAACAUGGAUUCAGAUAAACCCAGUCUGAAAACAGCACUGUGGAGCGCGAGCAUCUGAACAAAUGGCAACCCUCAUGUACUGUGGGCUGGCAGAACAAACAAGUGUGCCCUGUUGGAAAAGGCACACUCAGUGGGAACAGAAAGGCUUACAAAGGCAGUGGUAGUGGUCACUGAAGUUGUAAUGAAGCCUUUGAUUCACGUUGGCUAGUAUGGGAAGAGGAAGUAAAAACGAAGAAGUUAAAGGUUUUAGUGGAUAAAAUGGCUUUGCUUUACUUAAGGCAUUAUAGAAGCUGAAAGAAGUAACAAUGCAGGGACAAUUGUACUGGAACAUUUAGGCUACGUUCACAUUACAAGCCACAUUUCUCAAAUCAGAUUUUUUGCUCUUGAUGGUCCACAUUCACAAAUGUAAGUGAUCUGUAUCUGUGUGUAAUGUGAAUGAAUGCCUCACGUGCACACUGAUUUGUGUAUAAACCUCGCCUUCUUCACCAACAACAAAAAAACAUCAAAUUUAAGAGACGUCUUUAUAAAGGGAAAUAAAUGCGUUAGCAGCUCAUAUGUGGAGCAUCUUUUGCUCGAAGUACAUGUUCAGGUCGAAGAGGUGAAAAAAGGCCAGGCUGUUUGCUUUUGCUGUUUUUGCAGCUAUAGCUUCACAGCUGCACCAAGAGAUGUGUGGAUAUAAGAGAGACGCGUGUAGCGCAUGCGUAAAAGCAAAGAGACGCAUGAUUUGAGAUCUGAUUUAAAAAUACAUUGUUCACACAGCCAUAAAAAAUUGGAUCUGAGCCUGAGAUUUGAGUCACUUCAGCCUGGUAAUGUGAACGUAGCCUUUGUUUAAAUAGUUGGACACCAGCAGGAGUGUUGACAAAAAAAGCUAUAUUGACAGUGACUGAUGUGAGAAGGAAAAGGAAAGAAAUUAUGUUAGCUGAAGUUCAGUAGAGGGUGUAUUUUGGCUUUUGGAAGGAACAAAGUGUACUGUAUUGUUAUAUUACUUUUGCCUAUGGUAUGCAGGUUAGCUUAUCAGUCAUUUUGACAGUGGGGAAUGUGUAACAUUUCUGUUUGGAAGAACCAAAAAUUUGAGAGAUAAAGUUAGUGCAAGUAUAACGUGUCUGUCAGCCAAAAACUUUUUGUGGCUGUGGCCCUACUCCCUCUUUAGUAUUGCACUGAAUAGGGAGAGACGAUUUAGUUGACCAAGUAGCACUAAAAGCAUGAGUGAAUUUGGACAUUUCUUCAUUAUCAACAUGUGUAAACAUAGUCAGAAUAAAAGCGUAAGUGUCUGAGCCGUGUUUAAAGCUCUGUGCACACCUGAGACUCCUAACUAAUACGGGUUUAUAUGAGCAAACACAGUCGGAAUUGUGAGAAUUUAUAUUUUCCUCAAAAUCACAUUUAAAUUCCACUUUUUGAUUUUUGGAGCAUUUCUAUUGAUCCAGUCACCAAAAAAUUUGGAAACAGUUUAAAUAUCUGCCAGAUUUACAUUAUGUCAAAAAGUGAACAGCAGCAAAAAGGUAUUUUGAUACAGUCUACAUUUGUGUUAUCACUGAAAAACAUUAAAAAAAAAAAACCUAUAAAGCCUGUAUGGUGUCUUGAAGAUUGAGGUGAGCAUUGUUUUCAAUACACGUUUGUAAUGUAGAUUAGAUGUUUGUUACUUGUCAUAACAACAGUUUAUAAUAGGAGUCUGGUUGGCCAAAAACUCUUUCCUAGCCAUAGCCCCGAAGUCAAACGUUGAUUGGUUUUUAAUCACUUAGUAAGUGAACAGCAGUGAACGUAUUGUUAGACUGUUUGCAGUGCAGAGCUUGCAGGAAAAGACAAUUGAGAAUUGGCAUGAAAUGACUCAUGAGGGAGUUAGACUGGAUGGUCAUAGGAAAGUUAUGCCUGGAAAGUGCAGCAAUUGUCUUGGAAGAGCUUUGUGUGAGAUGUUUGCAUUGUGUUUACUUAUUGUGGGUCAUGAAGUUCACAGUAUAUUAGCUGGCAUCAAAUUAGCCAAUAUAAUAACAUAUAUCGUUUGGAAUAAUUUACUUAACAUAUUCAGUCAUUUAUUUCAAUAUUUAUUUUAAUUAUUUAUAUCUGCACAUUUAAUGUCUGAAGGAAGUAGUAAAUGCAUUUAAUCAAUAUAGCUACAGUGAUUUUGCAUGAAUUUAAAAAUAAAUUAUUACAGUGUGUGACUACAUGAUUGAUUCCUGUUUUAUUUAUAUUGUUAUAGUCUAAAUUGACCAGUCACUGUUUCAUAUUUGUAGUGACUGAAUGUAAUAGGUUUCUUUUCACCUGUCUGUAUGCUAAUAAUUCGAUAUAAAAUCAAAUAGUCUGUUAGCCUGGUCUCUAAAUUAAAGGUAAUAAUUACAACUAACCUAACACAAGUGGAAUUUUUACCUCAGCCAUUAAACAUAAUUGAAAGAAAUAAGUGAUUCUAACUUUAUUCUGAAUAAGGUUUUACUAUAGUCAACAAUCAAUAAGCAUCAACACUCAGUUUUUAUUAAUAAAUUUAGUAAAUUAUAGAUUUAAACAGUCGGUGUGCUGAUGAAAGAACAGUACACUUUAAAGAGCUUUUUCAAAGAGCUGAUUUCAGGGUUGAGUCUAUUUU